AUGGAUAGAUUUGAUAUUUCUUAAACCAUCUAACCUAUGACCAUUAGUAUGAUCAAAAAAGGAAUGAAGACAAAUUAACAUACCUAAUUAGAUUAUGUUAUUAAUGAGGGUCAUCCUAUUAAUACUAUAUUAAUUGUUGGAUUCUCGGUUGAAUUAUUAAUUAAUAGUGAUUCACAAGAAUUUUAAGCUUUAAUUGAGGAUAGUACUGGUAAUAUUUAAGUUGUUACUCCAUUAACACAAUAAUAUCCAUAUUGGUUAGAUGUAAUCUAAAUUAUUAUUAAAUUAGAAAAUUAUAUAAGAAAAUCCUAAAUAACCUUCUUAUGUUAGGUCCAUCAUUAUACCUAAAUUAUUUAGAUAAGAAAUUGUAUUUUAAUGUGUUUAUAUGGAAUUAAUCAAAAAUUUUAAUAUUAUCACUUUGCAUUUAAUUGAUUGUAUUAAGGCUUAUGAAUAUCGCAAAUCUAUUUCAUAUCUCACUUAAUUAGACAAUAAUUUAGAACAAUAAUAAUUAAUUAAGCAAAAAUCAAUUUAAUAUCAAUCAUCUUGUAUUCUUUAAUUAAUUGAAAAACAACCAUUAACAAAAGAUAAAAUUUUAGAACUUACCAACAUUUCAGAAUAAUUAUUUCAAGAAUGUUUAUAAUUUUUAGCAAACCAAAUUUAGUUAGAUGAACAUGAUCAAUAUUAAAAACUUUUAUAAUGA
Paramecium sonneborni is the source of this 697-nucleotide messenger RNA. The record is from the annotation of a GenBank genome assembly. NCBI's taxonomy places the organism in Eukaryota, Ciliophora, Oligohymenophorea, Peniculida, Parameciidae.